Lactuca virosa is the source of this 405-nucleotide messenger RNA. Lineage: Eukaryota; Viridiplantae; Streptophyta; Magnoliopsida; Asterales; Asteraceae. The record is from the annotation of a GenBank genome assembly.
AUGCUUCCGUUUAAGAUAUGGAUUUUGGAGACGUUCCCAGAGGGAAGACAGAUUUAUAUUCACACGCCGACAGAAUUGCCACGAAUGAGGUCGCGGAGUAGAAAAACACCAUUAUAUUGGGAUCAAUGUCGUCGAAUAAUCAACGUCUCUGUGCCUAAUAACCAGCUUCUUGCUGUCGUGGCAAACGAGACGGAGAUCAUGGGGCCGUUUUAUAUUUGCUAUGUAAAUUGGACUUUGAGCCAUAUAGAAUCUCCCCUAUGGCAACAAAGUUCACCACCUUUUUUUGCCUCACCUCCUCGAAGAAAAAGUACAAGUCGGAAACAUCCUCCACUGAAACGGCCACAAGUGCUUCUUCCUCGCACCAAAUUAGUCAUAUUUCAAGUGACAUAUCAGCAAGUUUGGUAA